AUGAUUGAUAAAAAUUUGAAAAUAGCUAUUAUGUUUAUUCUUAUCUUAAUAGCUAUUUUCUUUAAUAACAUGGUUAUAACUAUAAUAGUUAUGCCAAUAGGUAUUGGUCUUCUGCUUUGGGCUUUAGCAGAUAUGAAUCCUGAAGAUUUAGGUCCCUCCCAUAAAAAUAAUUGA
Molecule: messenger RNA, 174 nt
Organism: Tetrahymena thermophila SB210
Lineage: Eukaryota; Ciliophora; Oligohymenophorea; Hymenostomatida; Tetrahymenidae
Product: transmembrane protein, putative
Exons: 1
Coding region: 1-174 (57 amino acids)
Source: RefSeq, a predicted model, not a curated record